CCAACAAACACACACAAACAGAGACACCUGUGUACACACACACAGACAUGUACAUACACACACACAGAAACAUGUACACACACGCACAGAGACACAUGUACGCACACACACACACACACACACAUACAGACACAUGUAUACACACACAGGCACGUACAGACACGCAUACAGAAAUACACACGCACAGACACAUGUACAUACAUACACAGGGACAUGUACACACAGACACAUGUACAUACAUACACACAAAAACGUACACACACAUACAUGUACAUACACGCAGACACAUGUACAGAUACACACAUGUACAUACACACAGACACUUGUACAUGCAUACACAGACACACACAAACACACACACAUGUACACACACACACCCCUAUAAAUAGUUGCAGUACUUUGUUGUUCACUCACAGAGCCGGGUACUGCACUCUAGGGGGAGGCAGAGAGCACAGCACACACUCCUUCCUUUGCUUUCACUGCGCUCAGCUAUUGAGCAGUUUGACGACUCCCAGUGACAAUGACAGAUCCAGCCUGGGCUCCGAGCCUGCUCAGCAAGACGGCCCUGGGGAACACACUCGCUCCCACCAUAAUUUCCACUCACCAUUGGCGAGCAGGCGAGUGGAAAUUUCA
Messenger RNA from Staurois parvus, 633 nucleotides. The record is from the annotation of a GenBank genome assembly. NCBI's taxonomy places the organism in Eukaryota, Metazoa, Chordata, Amphibia, Anura, Ranidae.